This is a messenger RNA of Cucurbita maxima (winter squash), 2211 nucleotides long. Its product is annotated as probable anion transporter 5. Gene Ontology annotation, molecular function: transmembrane transporter activity. The transcript is spliced from 2 exons. Bases 688 to 2016 code for a protein of 442 amino acids. Gene Ontology annotation, biological process: transmembrane transport. Lineage: Eukaryota; Viridiplantae; Streptophyta; Magnoliopsida; Cucurbitales; Cucurbitaceae. The record is from RefSeq and is a predicted model, not a curated record.
UACAUACGGUGGAGUAUGAAAGCAUCGAUCUUGACCAUGGAAAUUAAUGCCUUAAUCGCUCGGAUUGGCUUAAAAGACAUGGAUUUCCAAAGUCCGACACUGGGAAUCGAUUCCUGAGAAGGGGCCCAAUUCCUAUAAUUCUGCCCCACCCUUGCCUUCUCUAAUCAGAUCUCUAUGCCAAAAAGGAAAAAAAGGAAGAAAAAGUUGCCGCCGGUUAUCUCUUCCUUACUACCGGACAUCGCCGCCGGCCAUAGCUCCGAUCAGUGGUCUUUCGUGUAUGCCGAACGCCGGUGGGGGGGUUCUUUUUCGCAUGGUGCCGGAUUUGUUUGAGAGGUAAAAGAGGUGGGAAAAUUUGGGUCGGGGUUUGAACGGGGUUUUUGGAAUUUGUUUAUGAUGGUCGCAAUUUCGAUUUGAUUUUUUCCCCCUAGAGAAGCCCAAUCGCGGUGCUUAAACCCCUAUUUUCUCCGCAUUUUUGCACGUGGAUUCGAAUGGUUCUUUCACAGUGCAAGUUUGCUUCCGAAUUCUAGCACUCAACGCCCAAACUGAGUUGACUUGCUGGUUUUGGCUCUGAUGGAAGGCACGUUUCUGCAUUGGGUCUCUGUUGCUUGAAUUGUGUUCUUCCUCUGCUGAAUCGGAACCAUUUUUAGUAAAGGUUCUUAAAAGAAUGCGUACAUUUGUUGGUGAAGUAUGUCAAUAAUGAAAAUUCCGAAGCGUUAUUGGAUUGUUCUUUUAACCUUCAUCUGCACAUCUGUUUGUUACGUGGAGCGUGUUGGCUUCUCGAUUGCUUAUACCUUUGCAGCUGAUGCUGUGGGGGUAGACCAAUCAAGCAAAGGCACUAUUCUUUCAACAUUUUACUAUGGAUAUGCCUGUUCCCAGGUUCCUGGAGGAUGGGCUGCUCAAAAAAUUGGAGGUAGAAGGGUUCUUCUGAUCUCAUUUAUUUUAUGGUCCCUUACCUGUGCAUUAGUUCCACUGGAUCCGAGUAGGGUGAUGGUCUUGGUAAUUGCUCGGUUGCUUGUCGGUGUGGCUCAAGGUUUCAUCUUUCCUUCAAUCCACACUGUUUUAGCUCAGUGGGUUCCUCCUCAUGAAAGAUCAAGAUCUGUAUCUCUUACAACCUCUGGAAUGUACCUAGGUGCCGCUGCAGGCAUGCUUAUCCUUCCAAGCCUGGUAAAGUAUAGAGGGCCUCAGUCAGUAUUUGCUGCUGAGGCAUUGUUAGGUGCCACAUGGUCUGUGCUUUGGCUCAAGUAUGCAACCGACCCUCCACGUUCCGAACAUCCCAAAGCUGCUGCUGCAGGUUUUGGUGAACCCCUGCUGCCAAUCAAAGGAAACCAGAAAGUAAGAGUAGAGAGCGGAGGAACUUCAACACGAACCUCAAACAUCCCGUGGAAGAAAAUCUUGUUGAGCUUGCCAGUUUGGGCAAUCGUGGUAAACAAUUUUACCUUCCAUUAUGCUUUAUAUGUGUUGAUGAACUGGCUGCCUACUUACUUUGAGCUUGGUCUUCAACUUAGCCUCCAGGAGAUGGGUUCCUCUAAGAUGUUGCCUUAUCUUAACAUGUUCUUAUUCUCGAAUGUCGGUGGGAUAGCUGCUGAUUACUUGGUCACUAAAAGGAUUUUAUCUGUUACUCGAACCCGGAAAUUCUUGAAUACGACAGGCUUUUCUGUAGCAUCAAUGGCACUGAUGGCCAUCCCCAUCUUCAGAACUUCUAGUGGGGCUAUCUUCUGCUCAUCUGUGGCUCUUGGUUUCUUAGCUUUAGGGAGAGCAGGAUUUGCUGUGAAUCAUAUGGAUAUCGCUCCUCGAUAUGCUGGUAUCGUCAUGGGAGUCUCGAACACUGCUGGUACGCUAGCUGGUAUCAUCGGGGUUGAUUUUACUGGGAAAUUACUGGAAGCUGCGAAGGCUGCCAAUUCAGAUCUCUCAAGUCCAGAAAGCUGGAGAGCAGUUUUCUCCAUACCGGGGCUGCUCUGCGUUCUUAGCUCUAUUGUAUUUUUGCUGUUUUCAACAGGUGAGAGAAUUUUUGACUGAGGUAAGCUCCCUUUUUUCUUCGUGGAACGUCCUCGCAUACACCAUUCAUGCCAAAAAGAGUUUAAAGGUGGAGUGUAGGGUAGGAGGAAAUCUUAUUACUUCAUAUGCCUCAUGUUUCUAUUUCUAAGCUACGAAAAAAACUAUGUACCAUGAUUUAGCAUCUUUGUAGUUGAUAAUUGGUAUUUCUUUGUCACA